Molecule: messenger RNA, 3702 nt
Organism: Callorhinus ursinus (northern fur seal)
Lineage: Eukaryota; Metazoa; Chordata; Mammalia; Carnivora; Otariidae
Source: RefSeq, a predicted model, not a curated record
AUGGCGGCUUCUUUCCCGCUCCCAGUGACCCAGGACCUGUUCACGUUGCGUGCCACGUUGCAGGAGCUGCUGCAGUUCCUGAGGAAAGCCCUGUCCAUUUCCAAUGCACAUACGGUGGACUUCUACACGGAGUCCGUGUGGGCGGAACUGGUCGACUUGCCCCCGGAGACCGUGCUGAGGGUACUGAGGAAGGCAGUGGCAGAGGCGGAGGCCCGGCCCUCGGAGGCGCGCCUCCUGGUGGAAGCUGAGAGGCGAUCAGGUAUUACCAAUUUUCCCAAAAUAUUUUGUGAGACUUCCCAGAAGCUGGUGAGUGUGGAGGCCUUUGCUCUGGCUGUGAGAUCUUAUUCUGUACCAAAUUUGGGAAUAUGUACUCCUUUUGAACAGUUGCUUACAGCCCUUCGAGGAAAUAAAAAACAGAGAACUGGUGAAAAUGUGAAACCAGAUGAAUUUAUGAAUUUGAAAAAAUCUCAUGAAGUUCAGGCUAUGUCAGAGCUGAUCAGCAGUAUUGCUGAUUACUAUAGAAUAAAGCAGGUAAUUGACCUGGGUUCUGGAAAAGGCUACCUAAGCUCUUUUUUGUCCUUGAAAUAUGGCUUAAAAGUUUAUGGAAUUGAUUCAUCAAAUACCAAUACUCAUGGAGCUGAGGAGAGAAACAGGAAAUUGAAGAAACAUUGGAAAGUCUACCAUACUCGGUCAAAAUUAGAUGUCAAUGGACUGGCAUUAAAAAUGGCAAAAGAAAGGAAAGUGCAGAAUGAAAUUAAGUAUAAAGUAGAUUUUGACGGAAUGUGUAACAACAGUCCUGCAAAUCAAGAAAAGAUGUCUGCCUCAGGUUUUUUGCCAGAUUUUUCGGAUUCUCUAAUUUCUAACAUUAGAACACAAAUGGAAAACCUACAUGUGUAUUCACAUCGAGAAGAAAACUUGUGUUUUGAAAAUGCCUUUGCUCUUAUAGACCUUUUGCCUAUUAAUGCCAUAGAACCUGCUUCAUUCCAAACACCUAAGAGAAAAAUGUCUGAAGCAAAUAAAGAGAGAAGAAAACUGACAUCAAAGUCAAAUGAAUCAAAUAUAUAUUCACCUUUAACAUCUUUUAUCACUGCUGAUUCAGAACUACAUGAUAUUAUUAAAGAUCUGGAGGAUUGUUUGAUGGUAGGUCUACAUACUUGUGGUGAUCUUGCUCCAAAUACUCUGCGAAUAUUUACUUCCAAGUCUGAAAUCAAGGGAGUUUGCAGUGUGGGUUGUUGCUACCACCUCUUAUCUGAAGAGUUUGAAAAACCACAAAAAGAAAGUACCCAAGAAAAGUGGGGAUUUCCAAUGUGCCAGUACUUAAAGGAAGAGAGAUGGUGCUGUGGUCGUAAUGCCAGAAUGUCAGCAUGUUUGGCAUUGGAAAGAGUUGCAGUUGGCCAAGGGCUGCCUACUGAAUCACUCUUCUAUCGAGCCGUCCUUCAGGAUAUUAUUAAAGAAUGUUAUGGCAUCACCAAAUGUGAUCGGCACGUGGGUAAAAUUUAUUCAAAAUCCUCUUCCUUUCUGGACUAUGUCAGAAAGUCUCUAAAGAAGCUUGGAUUAGAUGAGUCCAAGCUGCCAGAAAAAGUUAUAAUGGACUACUACGAGAAGUAUAAGCCUAGAAUGAAUGAGCUGGAAGCUUUUAAUAUGUUGAAAGUUGUUCUGGCUCCUUGUAUAGAGACAUUGAUUCUUCUAGAUCGACUUUGCUACCUGAAAGAACAGGAAGAUAUUGCAUGGGCUACACUUGUGAAGUUGUUUGAUCCUGUGAAAUCUCCCAGAUGUUACGCUAUUAUUGCCCUGAAGAAGCAGCAAUGAUUUCAUUUGAAGCAAGUUUCUUCUUGAGAAAAGCAAGAUAAUGGUGGAUGCAUAACCCUGUAGACCUCAAGCAAUUGAUGAUUUCUUGGUUUUCCUGCCUCUAAAUGGCAGUGAACACGUUCAGAACAUGCUGUGGAGAAAAGGGAGGAAAUGAAUACACUGAUCCUCCAUGGGAAAAAACUAGCCCUUCCUCUGAGAGAAAAGAAUAAUGCCAGGUGUCCUCAUAUGUGUCAAUUCCUGUGGGAAGCAUUUGCUGAUAUUCUGCCCCAUACCUCCACCACCACCCAAGUGAAGGGUAAGAACAUCAUCUUGGUCACUCCCAUGUAUGCUUAUUAGGGCACAUAGACUGUAAAUUGCAUGCCUACUUCCUUAUCUGCCUAGUGGAACCUAAGUUCCUCAAAGGCAAGAACCAUGUGAUACACCUUUGAAUCUCCAGAUUCUGACCUGUAGCAUUGUCUAAUCUCACAUGUUUAAUGAAGGUUUAUUGAAACUUUCUUAAUAAGAUGAAAUAAUAUACAAUAUAUUAUGAUUAUGUAUAGUAUAAGAUGAAAUAAUGCAGAGCUGGUAAUAGUGCAAUAUUCUAAACUGAAGUAGUAAAGACGCUUUUAUUGCAAGACAGCCUAAGUAGUAGGUCUGUGAAAUGGGAAUACAGAGGGCAAAUCUAAACCAUUUCUGUGCCAUGGACCCCUUUGGCCAUCUGGAAAUGUCUUUGGGCCUCUUCUCAAACAUUUUCUUUUAAAUACAAAGUGAAAUACAUAAUAUGACAAAGGAAACCAAUCAUAUUGAGAUCGUUACUAAAAAAUUUUUUUAAAGUUAUAAUUUAGUAGUAUGUGUGUGUUUAUUAACUCAUUGAAUAAAAAGAUCAUGUAGCAGUUCUAAAACUCUAAUUUUUAAGUGACAAUAAAUGUCAACAAUAUUUGAAGAUUCCGGCCAUAACUGUAAUGUGACACAGAAAUAUCUGUACCUUCUAUUGGCAAAAGUUGCGAGUACUGCCAGUACUGCUGUUUGUUGUCCACCUUUAGAACUGAAGGAAACCCUAAAUUACUAUUAGCAAUUAGUGAGAAUAAAGAAGAACAUUUUCUCCAAGCUCCAAGAUCACGGAUGCCCUGAAUUCUAUCUGUGGAUCCUCUGGGCUCAGUCAACCCCCUGUCUGUGAAACACAGGGAAACAGAACACCUAAAGUAACUACCAAGAAUAGCAAUUCUUUCAUCUUUGGAGGAAUGGUAUCUUCUUAAAUCAGUGAGGUCUCCACUUACACUCUAUAGUGAACAACUGUUUCAGAGGUACUUAGGUUUCUGAAGGAUAACAAUAUCCACUUUAUAUAUAUAAAAUAUAACAGUCUACAAUACUUACUAGAAAACUUCAGUAAUAACAGCAGGGUGGUAUUUGUUUAAAGAUAAUUAUAUAGAUGAAUGGCACAGACUAGUGAGCUCAGAAAUCAGCCCACACCUGUUCAGUCAGUUGGCUUUUGACAAAGCUGCCAAAGCAAUUCAGUGGGUUUAAAUACUUUUUUCAACAAGUUUUGCAAACAACUGCAUAUCAAAAUGAAAAACCAAAAAAGCUUAACUUUUACCACAUAUCACAUACAGGUUACUUGAAAUGGAUCUUUGACCUGAAUGUAAAAAACUGCUAGAAGACAACAUAGGAAAAAAUAUUUGUGACCUUUGGUUAAGGAAAGAUUUCUUAGGCACCAAAAACAUGAAACAUAAGUGAAGAUUUCACAGAUUGGACUUCAUCAAAUUUAAAAUGUCUGCCCUUCAAAAGAAAAUGAAAUGCCCUGUUAAGAAAAUGAAAAGACAGUCCACAGAUUGGUAAAAGAAAAAAAAAAUUAGCAAAGCUCCUACCUGAUAAAGAGCUUGUAUGUAGAAUACAAAAAUAGACAAAAAAAAAAAA